CGGGUGGCCGUGCUGGGUGCCCCGGGCGUGGGCAAGACUGCCAUCAUUCGCCAGUUCUUGUUCAGCGACUAUCCCGAGCGCCACCGGCCCACAGACGGGCCGUGCCUCUACCGGCCCGCGGUGCUGCUCGACGGCGCGGUCUACGACCUGAGCAUCAGCGACGGCGACAGCGCUGGCCCGGGUCCGGGCACCCAGGGCUCCGAGGAGGGGCCAGAUUCUAAGGGCUGGAGCUUGCAGGACACAGACGCCUUCGUGCUCGUUUAUGACAUCUGCAGCCCGGACAGCUUCGACUAUGUGAAGGCGCUGCGGCAACGCAUAGCAGAGACCAGGCCAGCAGGCGCACCCGAGGCACCUAUCCUGGUAGUAGGCAACAAGCGGGACCGGCAGCGGCUACGCUUUGGGCCUCGGCGCGCACUGGCCGCCCUGGUGCGUAGGGGCUGGCGCUGCGGCUACCUCGAGUGCUCAGCCAAGUACAACUGGCACGUGCUGCGUCUCUUCCGCGAGCUGCUGCGCUGCGCUCUGGUGCGGGCCCGCCCCGCGCACCCGGCCCUACGCCUGCAGGGCGCACUACACCCAGCGCGCUGCACUCUCAUGUGAUUGACUGUGCGUCCUGGCCGCUGCACACGCAGAGGACAGCAGAUUGGACAAGGCUGCCCAACUUCUCUCCGAUUGGACAGGACGAGUCUCCGCCCUCUUCCCCCGCCCCCUUGGAGAAGGAAAACUCCAAUCUCUUGAGCUAUAGACCUUUCAGGCUCAUUGGACCCUGCCAUGGCCCAAACUCACUGGGGCUUUCUGGAGCCUCCUUGGGACAGACAGUGCGGAUCCCUCCGGGUGGGAAGAACUUGGUUACCAAUCACCCCAAAGUCGCCAGACUGCCUCUGGCAUGUCACUGAGCAAACACCUCCAUUCCAUCCCUCACAGGGCAAUAAAGGCAAGUGGUUCAGG
Messenger RNA from Echinops telfairi (small Madagascar hedgehog), 945 nucleotides. RefSeq names its product RAS like family 10 member A (gene RASL10A). The record is from RefSeq and is a predicted model, not a curated record. Gene Ontology annotation, molecular function: GTP binding; GTPase activity. The annotation marks the transcript as partial. The transcript has 3 exons. NCBI's taxonomy places the organism in Eukaryota, Metazoa, Chordata, Mammalia, Afrosoricida, Tenrecidae.